AUGUUUGACGCUAACACCUUCGACAUCCUCGGCGUGUCGAAUGGCUUUCGAGCGCUUUGUUCCACUGCGGGGCAGGCGCUUGACUUUGAAGGCCUCAGCGUGUUCGACCUCUCGAAGGGGACGGGCCCCAGGUCCUUCAGCAGGCAAAUGCAGGAAGCCAUCCAUGCCUAUGAUGAGAAUCCAGAGGAGAGCAUUACAUGUCACGGUCUGGACCUCUUGGGAUCAUGUCAGUUGGAAGCUACGGUCACAUUCGCGGAAGAUGCAGUUCUCAAAAGUCUCGUGGGCACGUUGAUGGUGAACGCAUUUUCAUCGCCAGUGACUUUUGGCUGA
Messenger RNA from Symbiodinium pilosum, 330 nucleotides. The record is from the annotation of a GenBank genome assembly. Lineage: Eukaryota; Dinophyceae; Suessiales; Symbiodiniaceae.